This is a messenger RNA of Tribolium madens (black flour beetle), 1068 nucleotides long. RefSeq lists its product as uncharacterized. Bases 1 to 1068 code for a protein of 355 amino acids. The record is from RefSeq and is a predicted model, not a curated record. Gene Ontology annotation, cellular component: membrane; dendrite; axon. Gene Ontology annotation, biological process: sensory perception of taste. NCBI's taxonomy places the organism in Eukaryota, Metazoa, Arthropoda, Insecta, Coleoptera, Tenebrionidae. The transcript has 3 exons.
AUGUCAUUAAAAUUAGUAAAACUUGUUUUCAAAUUUGGAAGUUUACUAGCACUUACACCUACCAAGAUAGAAAUAAAUGGGCUUGUGUUUCCUUCAAAAGCAUAUGCACUGCUCUGGAUAAUACUUUUUGGCCUCCUGACAUUGUCAAUUUCAGCUUUUUACAGAAAAGCUUCGUAUGAAAAGUUCACUCCUGUGAUACUCACUAUUCAAGUCGCUACGGACACAGUUUUCUUUAUUCUUAAUAUUUCUACAAUUAUAAUAACAGCCACGAAGAGACAUCAUUGGAACAGGUUUAUCAAUAUUUUGAAAUUUCUUAAAAGUAGCAAUGAAAAGGGAGAUUUAUUUUGGUUUUUACCUUUUCUUUUAACAAAUGUUGUUUUCGUAGUAAUUUUUACGUACUACACUUAUAUUGGGGCUCAAAUAAUGGGUGUCGAUUUCUUUAAAUUGUAUGCAGUGGAAUAUUUUCAAUUUUACGCUCAGUUUAUUGUUUACUAUUUGAUUUAUGAAUUUUUAAAUCUGAUUCUGAAUGGAUUCAAUAGCUUAUCCAAAACUAUGUGCAAAAUUUUGAAGAUGCGAUCUAACCGAUUACACAAAUUGUCUUUCAAAAGACUGAAGAGCGAUUUUUGUGCAUUAGCAGAAUGUGUAGAAAUUUUCAACAACACUUUUGGCUGGCUUCUUUUACUUUCGAUGGGAUUCACUACUCUUGAAAUAUUGAGAUCUAUGCAGUAUUUAAUCUCCGGAAAACGAAAAUCAGUUCCGAUAAUUAUAUACCGAAUAAUGUUUAUUACAUGGCAUUUGAUCGGAACACUUAAUGGUGUUUUCAUCUGUGAUUUAACAGAGCAAAGAGUUAAAGUAAUGCGAAUGGUAGCCUAUCAAAUUGUAGCAAAUUUUGAUGGAGAUAGAGAAGUUGAAGAAAUAAAAAAGCUAAUAAAUGUAAUAAACGACAAUUUUCCUCACUUUACAGCUGCUAGAUAUUUCGACCUAAAUCGAAAAACGAUUCUUGGCGUUCUUAAUGCUUUUUUUACGUUUUUAAUUGUUGCGAUUCAAUUUGAAGACUUGUACAAUUAA